Messenger RNA from Coffea arabica (coffee), 2496 nucleotides. Its product is annotated as ubiquitin carboxyl-terminal hydrolase 24. Gene Ontology annotation, cellular component: cytosol; nucleus. NCBI's taxonomy places the organism in Eukaryota, Viridiplantae, Streptophyta, Magnoliopsida, Gentianales, Rubiaceae. The record is from RefSeq and is a predicted model, not a curated record. Gene Ontology annotation, molecular function: cysteine-type deubiquitinase activity. Gene Ontology annotation, biological process: protein deubiquitination.
UGCCCUAAAACCUAGAUUAGACCCCGAAAGAGCAAAAUCCCCCGCCCCACUUAAACAUUCCUCUCUAAAAAAGACGUUUUCCUUUGCAGAUUACGAUUGAUAGUCGAUGCUUGUUGAUGAGAAUCCCAAUCGGAUCUUCAAUUAAGCUUCAAAGGGCCAAAAGGGUUCUUCCUAAAUGCUCUGUUUCUCUCUUUCCAACCCCUGUUAUUUCAUGUCUUCAAUCCUAUGCCCCCUCUUCUCCAAAAAAACUGGGCCUAAUCACCAGAUUUUAGCUUUCCAUAAAUUCUCUAUGCACUUGUUUUGUUCUAAUUCUCAUACCAAGAACCCUCUUCCUAGUUGAAUCCCUCUGUUUUCUGCACAAGAUGAGUGACUCCAAGUCCAAGGUGUUGCUUUUUGGUUCAUUUACGCAGGAUGAAACACAAACUAUGCUCAACCAAUCAUUUAGCAACAGUACCAGGAUUAGUAAAAAGAAAGAGUUGCAAGUUGAUUCUGCCAGCCCUGUUCAGGAAUUAUCUUUUGGUAGUUUUGGCAAUGACCCUGGAAUACAAUUUGGUUCAGUGAAAGCACCUGUAGAUUCAAUUUUGUCUGACUUGCAAAGGGGCAAUGAAGGGCAUGGUGUAAAUUCAGUUCAUAAGCCCAUGGGAGGUGAUCUGAAAGAAAAUGGAAGUGUUGACCAAUCUAUUCACUUCUAUAGCAAUGGGAAUAAUGAGUCCAAUAAAAUUGAUGUUUUGGACUUUUCUGUAUCAUGUGUAUCUGGAAAUGAAGAUGAAGCUUUUCAUAAAUCCCCUACCUUGAAAGCACAAGUUCUUGAUGGCGUGGAUUCAAAGGGAGCAUUUUCAAAUGGAACAAUUAGCGAUUCCUUGGAUAUGAAGCAAUUCAGAGAAGCCCUUCAGAGGUUACCUGAUGGUCCUUUUGUUGCUUCUGCGGACCUUCUGCCUCGAGGUCUGAUCAACUCAGGGAACCUGUGCUUCCUUAACGCAACAUUACAGGCUCUCUUGUCAUGUUCCCCAUUUGUUCAGCUUUUUCAGGAGUUAAGAAUAUGUGAUGUUACUAAGGUUGGCUUUCCAACACUGGCAUCAUUUGGUUUAUUCAUUAAUGAGUUUAGCUUGCCAAGUGGUGUGAAUGCAAAGAGAAAAGAUGUUUCUGUUAUUGAAACUGGUCGGGCUUUUUGUCCUGCCAUAUUUGAAGUGGUUCUGAAAAAUUUCACUCCUGAUGUGCCCACUAGCACAGUUGUUAGGCCAAGGCAAGAAGAUGCUCAGGAGUUCCUUAGUUUUGUCAUGCACCAACUGCAUGAUGAAUUACUCAAGCUUGAAGGUCAGUCAAGCUUGAAUGGAGGAAAAUCAUAUGUUGUCUCUUCAGCUGAAGAUGAGGAGUGGGAGACUGUGGGCCGAAAGAAUAAGUCUGCUGUCACAAGAACACAGAACUUUGUUCCUUCAAAGCUAAGUUCAAUAUUUGGGGGACAAUUGCAAAGUGUUGUGAGGGCAAGAGGAAAUAAAGCUUCUGCUACUGUUCAGCCUUUUCUUCUGCUCCAUCUUGAUAUCUCUCAUGAAGCUGUCCGUACGAUUGAAGAUGCUCUUCAUUUAUUUUCUGCAACUGAGACACUCGAGGAGUAUCGAACAUCAGCCAGUGGAAAGGCUGGCUUUGCUACUGCAAAGAAAUCUGUUAGCAUACUGACACUUCCCAAGAUAAUGAUUUUACAUCUGAAGCGGUUUGGAUAUGGAACCUGUGGAAGUACCAAACUACGUAAACCAGUGCGAUUCCCUCUGGAACUGGUCCUUAGUCGUGAUUUGCUUGUUUCUCCAACUACUGAGGGACGAAAAUACCAACUUGUUUCAACAAUAACCCACCAUGGAAGAGAAGCAUCAAGGGGGCAUUAUACUGCUGAUGCAUUCUACCCCAAUGGUCGUCAGUGGUUGCGGUUUGAUGACGAUUCUGUCACUGCCAUUGAUACUGGCAAGGUACUCCAUGAUCAGGCCUAUAUUCUCUUUUAUAAACAAGUGCCACGGUGAGAAAUAAUCUGUCAGUUAAAAGGCCUUUUCUCUGGGGAAGAUGAACCUCUUGGUACUCGCAGAACUGCUGAAGCAACUGUGGAAGCAAAUCUUGAACACCCACAUGACAGUUGAGAAUAACAAGAAAUUUUGUAAUUCCUGUAUUUUUUUAGAGCUUAACCGGAUUAUAUUGGUCCAUUCAUUUUUAUCAUACUUCAGUGUGAGGGGCAGAGAGAGCGACGACAAAAUAAAAAGGAUUAAAGGCUUUAAUGUGUUGAAAGAGGGUUGGUAAAGCUGCAAGUACUAGUAACCAAUGUUCUGGACUUCAGAGGCUCGUUUUAAGGGAUCAGCAGUAUGCAGAAUUAGCACUUAUGUUGCCCAUUCUUCUAUGCCUUUUUUUCCUAAUAUUGGAAAUGGGUUUGCGGAUUUCAUGAUUCAUGUUUCUGUAAUAAUCCUAAUUUGUAUUGAACAAUUACCUAUGGUUGCUAUUAGUUUUAGUUUAUCAUGA